UGUCGAGAAUCUGUCUACAACUUGCGCAAAGUUACAUCAGUCGCUUUAUAAUAGAUGAGUUGAUGCUUAAUGCCUAAAGAAGAUAAAAUAAUUAAAUAAUACUAAAAAAGUGUAGCUAUUAUUAUAUCUAAUGUUUACAGAUUCGGAGUUUUCGCACGGUUUAUAAGUUCAGCUUAAAAACUCCGUGAAAGUGAAUAGUCGUCCAGGAUCAUUCAUUAGAUUUAAAACCAAGCGGACGCGUUCUAGCUGUCUCCAUUCACUCCUCCAGUGUGGAACUGAAGGAUGUCCCAUCAUGCUUUGCUCUCGUUAGGGGCCACAGCAUGGCGCUGCCUGUCCUGCCCCAAAUCUGAACUCCGCCUGGACCUGACAUUGGGAUGUGGGCAAAGUUUCAGAUGGCGUGAGACAGGAGAAGGCCACUGGACAGGAGUGAUGGGGGGACGAGUGUGGACGCUAACUCAGACGGAGGACACUUUAUGGUACCAUGUGUACAGACGCCACUCUGAUCCAGGUCUCAUUAAAGGACGGAAAAGGAAAAAGGCAGCGAACUCCCAAGAGUCAGCGAAGAAGCUUAAAGAAAUGUCUGUUGUGAAGGAGGAAGAAGACGCUGAAAGCUUUUAUACAUCGACCUCAGAGCAGGAUGGCGACGACGUGGAGGUGCUGAGAGACUAUUUCCAGUUAAGUGUUAAACUGGAGGACUUGUACAAAGAAUGGGGUGAUGCAGAUCCACACUUCAGCCACACGGGCAACAUCUUCUCAGGAGUGCGCAUGUUGCGCCAGGACCCUGUAGAGUGUCUCUUCUCGUUCAUCUGCAGCUCGAAUAAUCACAUCUCUCGUAUUCAGGGUAUGAUCGAGCGUCUGUGUAGCACGCUUGGGACGCCACUUUGCAAGCUCGAUGAUAGUGUGUAUCACGACUUCCCCUCCAUAGAGGUUUUAGCAGAGAGCAGUGUCAAGGCCCAGCUACUGGAUUUGGGUUUUGGCUACCGAGCUCGCUUCCUCCAGCAAAGUGCGCACCAGAUUAUGAGCUCCCAUGGUCCUAAGUGGCUCCUUACACUCCGUAACGCCUCCUACAUGCAGGCCAGAGAUGCUCUGCUUACACUCCCUGGUGUUGGCCCAAAGGUGGCCGACUGCGUUUGUUUAAUGUCACUGGACAAGUCUGAAGCCGUACCUAUAGACACACACGUGCUGCAGAUUGCAAAGCGUGACUAUAACUAUGUUCCCGGAGGUGGACAAAAGACUCUGACUAAUAAAGUCUACAAGGAGAUCGGGGAUUUCUUCAGAACGCUUUGGGGAUCCUAUGCAGGCUGGGCUCAUUCUGUUUUGUUCUGUGCCGAUCUGAAGAAGUUUCAGAACCUUAAAGAAAUCCCAACCAUAAAAGAAGAAAAGCAGCAAGCCACGAAACAAAGAAAAAGAAUACAAACUGUAAAAACAGAGGCCAAAUGAAAAAGGAAGGAGGAGACUAAGAUCAACAGUCUGGUAUAUAUCUCUGUUUCACAUGAAGCUCUUUUGCUGGACAGAUUUCUUUUGACUGGAAGAAAAGCUCAAGGAUGAAAUCAGGCUUUUAGUAUCAGUGACUGUUAGUGUUGCAUAUUAAAUAUUGGUGUUGGUGGAAAUUCAGCUCCCAAUGGAAAAAAACCCAAUGGUUAAAAUGAUAGUUGUAUGUGGGGUAAAUAGUUUUAUAUAAAAUAAGCUGAAAACUGUGCUGUGUGUGUGUGUGUGUGUGUGUGUGUGUGUGUGUGUGUGUGUAUGUGUGAGAGUGAACUUUUUCGAUUAGAGACACCUGAUAGUUAUACUUUUCUGCUUUUUUAACUGAAGAAAAUUUCAAGAUUGCCCAAUGAAAAUAUAAUUAGCUGAAAAAUAAUACAUAUUUAUAACUUACUUUUUUAUGUGAUCUAACUUCUAGUCUGUAAAAUAAUAUGCCUCGGGCCAAAAAAAACAAAAACAAGAUGGUAUCACUCAGGUCUAGAAAAUGAGAUGCUAUUAAUAAUUUAUAAGUGAUGGACAGUAAUGAAUUACAAUUACUUUAUUACUUAAGUA
Molecule: messenger RNA, 2034 nt
Organism: Silurus meridionalis
Lineage: Eukaryota; Metazoa; Chordata; Actinopteri; Siluriformes; Siluridae
Gene: ogg1
Product: 8-oxoguanine DNA glycosylase
Exons: 8
Coding region: 283-1440 (385 amino acids)
Biological process (GO): base-excision repair; nucleotide-excision repair; base-excision repair, AP site formation
Cellular component (GO): nucleus
Molecular function (GO): damaged DNA binding; 8-oxo-7,8-dihydroguanine DNA N-glycosylase activity
Source: RefSeq, a predicted model, not a curated record